Molecule: messenger RNA, 2597 nt
Organism: Ruditapes philippinarum (Manila clam)
Lineage: Eukaryota; Metazoa; Mollusca; Bivalvia; Venerida; Veneridae
Product: PC3-like endoprotease variant B
Biological process (GO): protein processing
Cellular component (GO): Golgi membrane; trans-Golgi network
Molecular function (GO): serine-type endopeptidase activity
Source: RefSeq, a predicted model, not a curated record
GUACAUAAUGUGGAAGGAGCUAUGGGUGUUGGCAUUGUGCAUGUGUCAAUCUGUUAGUAAAGAACUGCCCUAUAAUGACGAUGAAUAUGAUAAGCAGAUGCCUGGAAACUAUUUAAACAGAUUUCUCGUGCAAACUGACAGCUGGGAAACUGCACAAAAUGUAGCACGUGAUAAUGGAUUUGAACUUGUUGAAAAGAUACCAGAGCUAGAUAUGUAUCUCCUGGAACAUGCAGAAGUUAGUGGAAGAUCAAAAAGAAGUGCUGUUGAUUAUGUUUCAAGAUUGACUCAAGAUUCAAGGGUAAAGUUUGCAGAACAGCAAGUUACACUUAAGAGGGUAAAACGAUCACACAUUCUGCAUGACAAGCAACUGGAGUUUCCCAUCGAGGACAUCAAGGACAACAGUCAGUAUUACCGUAUUCGUGACAAAUUUGAUACAAGAGAUGGCAAUUCAUUGAUGUUUAAUGACCAAUACUUUAGUGAUCAGUGGUAUUUGGACAAUACAGGUCAAACAGGAGGUGCUGAGGGAAUGGAUAUAAAUGUUAUACCAGCAUGGAAUAGUGGUUUCACUGGUCGUGGGGUAGUUGUUACAAUAUUAGAUGAUGGGAUAGAUCACAAUCAUCCUGAUAUACGUAGAAACUAUGAUGAGAGGGCAAGUGCUGAUUUUAAUGACAAACAUGAUAAAAAUAAUGAUCCUGCACCAGAUAAAUCCAGACGUGGAAAUAGUCAUGGUACAAGAUGUGCUGGGGAAAUAGCUGCGGAGGCUAACAAUGGAAACUGUGGAGCUGGGGUAGCAUAUGAAUGCAGCAUUGGAGGUAUUCGUCUUCUUGAUGGAAUGAUCACUGAUGAAAUGGAGGCGAAGGCUCUGUUGUAUGAGUACCAGUAUGUUAGUAUAUACAGUGCUUCCUGGGGACCACAUGAUGACGGCAAAACCAUGGAGAGACCAAAGCCUGCAUGUGUUAAUGCACUGAAGACAGGUGUUACAAAAGGUCGUAAUGGCCUAGGAAAUAUCUACGUGUGGGCAACAGGAAAUGGUGGUGGGUAUGGAGAUAUGUGUGGGGCAGAUGGUUAUGUAUCCAGCAUUGAGAGUAUCUCUGUCCAGUCACUGUCUGACAAAGGUCAGAAACCAUUCUUUGGUGAGAUAUGCACAUCAACAAUGAUUUCAGUACCAACAGGAGGUGAGCCUACUCAAGAAGAAGAAUUAGAUGCUUCAAAAAAAAUUAAAGUGGUGACAACAGAUCUGGAUGGAGGUUGUGUGGAGAACUUUGAGGGGACAUCAAGUGCAGCUCCACUGGCCUCAGGUUGCUACUGUCUACUCCUUCAAGCCUGUCCUCUGUGUACAUGGCGUGAUGUACAGCAUAUUACAGCACGUGCUGCACGUAUGCCAACAGUUGAUGUAACAUGGACUUUAAACGGAGCUGGUUUCCACGUAAAUAGUAAAUUUGGCUUUGGUAUAAUGGACUGUUCUAAAAUGGUGGAGAUUUCUCAAACCUGGGUGACUGUACCAGAACAUCAUGUUUGUGAGACUGAUACUACAGUUGUUGACAGAAAAAUAUCCAGUGACAGUUGUGUGAAGAGGGAGGUAAUGUUUGAUGGUUGCCAAGAUGAUCGAUCACAUAGUAUUAACAGCCUUGAACAUGUUCAGUUGCUAUUUAAAGGGUCGUCUGGUCGUCGUGGUAAUGUUGAAAUAUCUAUAGUGUCUCCUGCAGGAACUAGAUCAGAAUUAUUGACAAGACGGCCUCCAGAUGAUAGUGAUGAAGAUAUAGAUUUUGUGUUUAUGACCGUACACAACUGGGGAGAGAAUCCGGCUGGCAAAUGGAUUGUUGAAGUAUGUGAUAACCCUGGUAACGUGUCAGAUCACCGUGGCAACACUAUAUACUGGGAAAGCUUUGUUUUACGGGCAUAUGGUUUUUUCGACAAAAAGAUGACAGCAAACAAUAGAGCACGGAAACCAGAUUUAAAGGUACAGGAGCAGUUGAGAGAAGAGGAAUUCCUUAAAUCUAGAAGAUCAAACUUAAAACGAGCGCAAGGAGAGGUAAGAGGUCAAGGUGGAGAAAACACAGACCAGGAAAAGAAGGAAGAGUUUGAAAAGUAUGUUAAAUCUGCGAAUGAACUUCUUAAGGAUCUUUCGAAGAUAUUUGAUGGAAGGUCUCUUGAACACAAAAAUCAGGAAAGUUAUUCUCUCUUUGGAAAUAGGCAGAGUAAGCUGUCCAGCAAUUAUGAUCGGUAUGGUAAAAGGGGUCAGGUUAAUGAUGCUGAUGAAGACAAUUUAGAAAUGUCGGAAUUGGAUAGAGAAAUCUUAGAGCUAUUGGUUGAGGAGGAAUAUAAAAGGAAUCAUAUGGAAGAAUACUUGGAAAACAAACAGAAGUUGAAAAGAAAGAGAGAAUUGCAAAAUCUACUCAAACAGCUCAAUGCAGAGCUGAAAAAUGAGGCGUAAAGGCAAGAAGAUGUACUUGAAUAUUUGCUUUUCUGUUAGGAGUUAGGUUCUGGGAUAAUGAAGGAAUACUCAUUUUACUUAAUCACAUUGUGUAAAAUACUUAUUUUUUGAAACAGUAAAGUUUAAGCAUUAUCAUAUUAACAGUUAUCUUGGUUCUGGGAUA